AUGCAGUGCCAGCAUUCUCCAUCGGCCGAUGCUGACACUUCCGCCAACAUGCCGAUGCCGGAGUCUGCUGGUGGCUCUGCACAGUCCUCCGAGUGGUUUCGUGUUGCCGAUGGCACAGCCCUACCACGGACUGGUGAUCGGCUUCACACGGAGGUCCAUGGUCGCUUCGUUUCCGUUCUCCGUGGUCAUGCAGGUGCUCUUCACUGUAUGGAUUCCAUUUGCUACCACACUGGUGGGCCGCUCGCCAUUGGUGACAUUGAGGAGGUCAACGGGGAGCUGUGCAUACGCUGCCCUUGGCAUGACUACUCUGUGAGACUGGCGGACGGUGCCAAGCCCUACCAGUCCAUGAAGUUCGACCCUGGAACCAAGAAGCUGGUCCCGGAUGGCUGGAAGUACACGCGGCAGACGCAGCGCACGCACGAGGCGGUCCUGCGCGAAGGGGCAGCGCCAGACGGAGGAAUUUGGGUUCGGCUCAGCACCGACGGCAAGUUCGAGAGUGAUCAGUUUGCUUACAACAGCAACGCUGCCAAGAACGUAGCGCGAGGCGAUCGCGCGUUUGCUCCAGACGGCAAGAGCCUUGAGAACCCGGAGAAGGGCGGCCCUUGUGGGUAUAAAAGGAGCGGCGAGGUGAUAGCCGAGAUGCGGGCCAAAGCGUCAACACAGAAGAUGCCACCUCCAGCUCUACUAACCCAGCCGGCCACCUUGCAAAGCCUGCAUCCUGUGGAGUGGCGUCCUUUCCGACUUCUAAGCAAGAAGCAGCUCGCUGGCAGCAUGUGGCUGUUUCGCUUCGCCCUGCCACCGGACCAGCAGCUCGGCUGGGCUUCGCUGCGACAUGUUCAGCUGCGCUUACCGCUGCCAGCGAUGGAUGCUGCUGGUACUGGUCCGGCUGCAGUGGAGCGCGAGUACACUCCGGUGUCUCCGCUGGGCCGGACGGGCAGUUUCGACCUGGCAGUGAAGAUCUAUCCGGAGGGCACGCUGACGCCAAGGCUUGCCAAGAUGGCGCCGGGUCAGCUGGUGGACAUGCGCGGACCGCUUGGCGAUUUCAGCUUCUCCUGGUCGGCCAAGUCCUUAACUAGGCUGCAGCAAACCAUCAACUUCGAGAGUCUCUUGUUUGUGGUUGCCGGCAGCGGGGUGACUCCUGCUAUACAGGUCCUCCAGGACUGGAUCGCUUCAGGCCACGGGCGAAGCCAGGUCACAGUGACGGUGGUCUACAGCAGUCGCUCGGAGGAUGAGAUUGCAUUCCUCCCAGAGCUACGUCAGUUGGCACAGCAGUUCGUGGGGCGGUUCCGCCUUCACCUUGCGGUGAGCCAGCCGACGCAGACGUUUACGGAGGGCCACCGUGGCAGGAUUGACGAAAAGGUGCUGGGGCACUGGCUCGGCCGAGGAGGUGCCGAAACGGUGGCUCUGAUCUGUGGUCCGGCCGGCUUCAAUGAUCUCAUGAAGGAAGCUUUGCGCAACCUGGGCUUUGCAAACCUGCUUUGCUUGUAG
This is a messenger RNA of Symbiodinium natans, 1488 nucleotides long. Lineage: Eukaryota; Dinophyceae; Suessiales; Symbiodiniaceae. The record is from the annotation of a GenBank genome assembly.